UCUUCUUCUUCUUUGCUCUCUCUGAAACACACUGAAAACGAAAACAAUGGCUUCUUCCAAUGAAAAAUCAGCAACAUUUUUGAAGAAUUACGGUUACGAUUUCUUAUUGGGAUCAAUUGCCACUUUCUAUAUACUCAUGGUGCCUUACACUAAGGUCGAAGAAAGUUUCAACGUUCAAGCAAUGCACGAUAUUCUUUAUCAUCAAUUUCAUUUAGAUAAUUAUGAUCAUCUAGAGUUCCCUGGUGUCGUUCCUCGCACUUUCAUUGGUGCUUUGCUUGUAUCACUUGUUGCAUCUCCGAUUGUAUUUAUUACAAGUUUGCUGCAUUUGCCGAAGUUUUAUGCUCUUCUCAUAGUUCGAAUGGCCCUUGGAUGCAUCGUACUGUAUACACUAAGAUUCUUUCGUCAUCAGAUAAGGAAUAAAUUUGGGCACCAAGUAGAAGCCUUCUUUGUGAUACUAACAUCCAUUCAGUUUCAUUUUCUGUUCUAUUGUUCUCGUCCGCUUCCCAACAUUCUUGCUUUGGGUAUAGUAAAUUUGGCAUUUGGAUACUGGUUCCAGGGGCGCUUUUAUGCAGCUCUAAACUCUUUGAUUUUUGCUACAACCGUGUUCAGAUGUGACAUGCUGUUACUUCUUGGUCCCCUUGGCCUACAACUUCUUCUGACAAAACAAAUUUCAGUAUGGGGUGCUCUAAAACACUGCAUUGUGAUGGCCUUCUUCUGCGUAGGUAUAACCAUAUUGGUUGACUCAAUUAUGUGGAAAAGGUUAUUGUGGCCUGAAUUUGAAGUCUUAUGGUUUAACUCUGUACUGAACAAGAGUUCUGAAUGGGGAACACAUGCUUUCCAUUGGUACUUCACUUCCGCGCUCCCUCGUUCACUGCUUGCUGCAUAUCCUCUUUCACUGUUUGGUUUCUUAGUAGACAGAAGAGUACGGUCUUUUACUUUCCCAGCUCUUGCCUUCAUUUUGCUUUAUUCUAAGCUUCCCCACAAGGAGCUUCGUUUUAUUCUAAGUUCAGUUCCAAUAUUCAACUUGUCUGCUUCGAUUGCAUGUAACAGAAUUUACAAUAAUAGGAAAAAGAUGAUCUGGAACUUGCUUUUCCUCGUUAUGUUGGGAUCACUUCUAAUGAGUCUUGGAGUAACCAUCACAACUUUUACGGCAUCAUAUUGGAACUAUCCUAGUGGUCAUGCCUUAAAAAAAUUGCAUAGGACUGGUUUCCAAAGUGAUACGAAUGAACAAUUGGUUCACAUCGAUACAUUUUCUGCCAUGAAUGGAAUAUCUCGCUUUUGUGAAAGUGAUUUUCCAUGGAGGUAUUCUAAAGAAGAAGAAAUUAAGUUGCAAGAAUUUCAGCAGAGAAAUUUUACUUUCCUAAUAAAUGAACAUCCUGUGAUCAAUGGAUUCAAGUGUCUAUUUACUGAAGAUGGUUUCUCAAGAAUGCGCAUUAACUAUGGCUUUCCACCAAUUUUACUGGUUAAAGAGCCUAAAGUGUAUGUCCAUGGAAAUUUAGAAAACAAUGCUGUUGUCAACAAAAUUUGGCCUGGCUGCCCAUAAUUUGGCUUGGAAUCCCAACGUGUGAUCGAACUUGUGUGGCAAAGUGGCAACCAGAGCAACUUCUAGUGCUUAUUAUUCUCUUAUUGAUGCACUACUCUUGGGGAGAAAAGCUAAUUUAAGAAUACUACUGAUUUACAACAUUUGAAAGCUAUAUUAUGAUUAACCAGAAGCUGAGGUAGUGUAGUGGAAUUAUUUAUUGUAACUAAUAUACGGGUUUAGCCUUAAAAUAUAGCUGGGGUUAAAUGAAGUUUUUCAAUUAUUAUGGAAUCACAUGAUUAACAAUAGAACGGAACAUCAAUUUCUUUUUACCAUUGUUUCAAAAAAAAAAUUGACUUAAUUGCCAUGUAAUUUAAUAAUAGACAAGAAUUUCAAUUU
Messenger RNA from Trifolium pratense (red clover), 1918 nucleotides. Its product is annotated as dol-P-Man:Man(7)GlcNAc(2)-PP-Dol alpha-1,6-mannosyltransferase. Gene Ontology annotation, biological process: protein N-linked glycosylation. Gene Ontology annotation, cellular component: endoplasmic reticulum membrane. The transcript has 18 exons. The coding region runs from base 47 to 1543 and encodes 498 amino acids. Gene Ontology annotation, molecular function: alpha-1,6-mannosyltransferase activity. NCBI's taxonomy places the organism in Eukaryota, Viridiplantae, Streptophyta, Magnoliopsida, Fabales, Fabaceae. The record is from RefSeq and is a predicted model, not a curated record.